Anoplophora glabripennis (Asian longhorned beetle) is the source of this 2509-nucleotide messenger RNA. Its product is annotated as phosphopantothenate--cysteine ligase. Lineage: Eukaryota; Metazoa; Arthropoda; Insecta; Coleoptera; Cerambycidae. The coding region runs from base 1 to 939 and encodes 312 amino acids. Gene Ontology annotation, biological process: coenzyme A biosynthetic process. Gene Ontology annotation, molecular function: phosphopantothenate--cysteine ligase activity. The transcript has 5 exons. Gene Ontology annotation, cellular component: cytoplasm; nucleus. The record is from RefSeq and is a predicted model, not a curated record.
AUGGCCUCACAUUGGGAAGAGUUUUAUGCUACUCACCUGCCUCCCAGCGAUUUCGAAGACAACAGGACCCUUCUGAAAGAAUUUUGUGAAAGGCACAAUAAAUGCGGUCAAAGAAUUGUUUUAGUAACGUCUGGGGGCACAACUGUUCCACUUGAGCAUAAUACAGUGAGAUUUGUUGAUAAUUUCAGCUAUGGAACUAGAGGUGCUGCUUCCGCCGAGUACUUUUUAGAACAUAAUUAUGCUGUUAUAUUUAUGCAUCGACUAAAUUCCUUGGAACCUUUCACCAGGCACUUCAGUGGGCAAAAAUUCAUGGAUAUGCUCGAAUUACACGAGAGGGGACCAAAUACCGCUAUCACAGUUAAACCAGAUAGCGUUGAUGUCUUGGCUCCAGUACUGGCUAGUUACAAAUCCGCACAAGAAGGUGGAAGGAUAUUAUACGUGAAUUUUACAACCGUGGCAGAUUAUUUUUGGCUCUUGAGAGCUGCCUGUGAGUGCUUAGCGGCUUGUGGACCCAAAGCCGUCUUAUAUUUAGCUGCGGCUGUAUCAGAUUUUUAUGUUCCAUCCAACCAAAUGCCGACACAUAAGAUACAAUCGGGUUCUGGUGCUCCAAACAUCCAACUUCAACUGGUUCCAAAAAUGUUAGCACCCCUUGUUAGUGUAUGGGUUCCACAUGCAUACAUUGUGUCGUUUAAAUUAGAAACUGAUGAAAGCAUAUUAAUUACUAAAGCCAGAGAUUCCUUGAACAAGUAUAAACAUAAGCUGGUAAUUGGAAAUAUGCUGCAAACGAGAAGAACUAAGGUCGUUUUUGUGACGUCAGACAACAGUUACGAGGUAGUACUCUCAAGGGAGCAGAUCUUAAGCGGCAUGGAAAUUGAGGACACAAUCGUCUCCAAUAUCGUACUGAACCACACAGAGUUCAUGAAGAACCACAAGUAUUAGGUUGAGGAGGUACAACUAGUUUUUGUUUAAAACGGGGAUAGCUCAAUAUUUCCAAAUAUUAUUUUUUGUGGAGGGUGUGGUAUAAAAGUUUUAGAUAAUCAAUCAUCAGGGUAAAUUUAAAUUGAAUCCUAGUAGAGGGCGUAGAAAAUGACAUCUGUUAGUGUUAAUAAAAGUGUAGGAUUUCCUGUUGCUCGAUAGGUAUUGUCCGUGAAAUGAAAGAAUACCCCGGAUGGUUUUAUGCAGCCAAUCAUAAUAUUGACCAAUUGUAAUGCAGGCAUUAUUAACAUUGUGUUCACUCGCAAAGUUCGGCAGUGUGAUAGUGCAAGAUGUGCUGUCGAGACUUAUUGUGGUCCGCUGGUCUUCGACGACUUGGCUGUGAUUUUCUGAUCUAUGAAUCUGAAAAAUGCCGCUUACGAUUUGUGUAAAGCAACUUAUGGGUGUUGUCUUAGCUGAUGCUUGGCUUCGUCUGGUCUUCUCUUAUUUCGCGCACUGUACAAGGUGAUUCGAUCCAAUAAACUAAGUAAGGAUGGGAGAGCCAUUUAGAUCAUCCCGAAGAAUUAAAAAAAUAUUUAAUGGGAACGUUUAUGCGAAUGAAAUGAAUGAACGAUUUGGAUAAAGCUAGUCUUCCAAUUUUUCUAAUGGACUUUAAAAAACAUCUUAUCCGUUUGUAAUGAAAUAAACGAAGAACGUUUUAGAGGAUUACAACAUGGUAUAUUCUCAUGGCAUAAACAAUGAUUCAUUGCUCUCUCUCAUUAUUUUUUUAAAUUGUCGAAUUUCAGUCUUCCCUUUUUUGAAUUUGUGAUCACAUUUCACAUAUCUUUUUUAGCAUUAAGUAUGUGUGCAAUUCAAUAUUACACUGCUGUAGAAUAUGAUAGAUCGUCGAUGUGUGUUAUAGGCGGAUAUAAUUUCGCUUAAUGCGUUCUAUCAAUUAAUUUCAUUUAAUUGCACCAAAUAAAAAUCGGUUCAAAUCAUAAAUAAGUUAAAAAUUUCGAACCAACUGUUAAAUUACAAGGCAUGUAGUUGUUAUAGGUGAAAUAUUGCAACACUGUACUAUCCUGCAUGUUCUUUCUUAAUCACAGUUGCUAGUAUCGUAACUAAUGGCGUUCCAUCAGUUCAUACGUAAAUCAUGAUGGAGAAUGACUAUUUUUAUAAAAGGAAACUAAGAAACUUUAUUUUAACAAUAAUUACUGCAACAAAAUGUUAGCGAAAAAAUUUUGUUUGAUGGAAUAAUGUUGAGGGUUAGUAUACCAUUACUUACAUUAAGUGUAACGCGAAAACAGAUGAAAAUCAUACUUAAAACACACAUUUAUCGAAGUACCUGCAGAUUAUUCACUGACUUCUCCAGUAAAAAUGUGGUUUACAGCACGAUUUAAAAUAAUGCCAAUUCUUGUAUUAAAUACAUAUCAAACAAUUACAUAUAAAAAUAAUUCAAAAUGCGCUUUACAAUGUAAUAGCUUCUGAACAUGAACGGCUCGCAAAAAUUAAACUGGUCAUAAAGAAGCGUGGAAUCUUUUUUUUUAGAUCCACAUAGUCAAUUUUUAUUUUUACUCAUUUUUUAUGUUCAAAGGAA